Molecule: messenger RNA, 2720 nt
Organism: Drosophila montana
Lineage: Eukaryota; Metazoa; Arthropoda; Insecta; Diptera; Drosophilidae
Gene: PVRAP
Product: PVR adaptor protein
Exons: 7
Coding region: 811-2340 (509 amino acids)
Source: RefSeq, a predicted model, not a curated record
GGUUGGCCAGGCUCCAGUACAAACAACACACAGUAGAAAAAGUAUCUCAAAUAUUCGUCACGUAUCUGAAGCGUGUUCGUAACUCGUAUCUUUGGCGCGUGAAAGUGUCAGCAAACAGAAACUGAGCCCAGCAAGGAUAACGACAAAAUAAAAUAUAAAAUAAAAAAAACUGGUAUGCUACAAAUCUGGCAAUUUGGCACAAAGGAGCCCGAACUGCUUAACUUUUAAUGUGACGACGGGGCUAAUUUUAUGGCCAGCCUGCGACUGAUAACAGCGAUAAGAUAAGACAAAGUGUGGCAAAUCAAAUGCCGCUCGUAAAAAUGCCGCGUUCGCCUUUUGCCAAGUGUUCAAAUUUAUGCUCGAAAUCGUAAUUGAAUUUUAUGCGCAAAGUUGGCGGCAUUUUGACCGAUAUCCAAAACAAAAAAAAAAACAUUUACAUUUUGUGGCCUCGAUAACGGCCAACACUUGCGCGCAGAGCCGGGCAACGGAGUCGCCAGACACAAAAAAAAAUAUAAAUAUAAAAGAAGUGGCAAAAUCAGUUAACUUUAUCCAGCUGCAAACGUGGCCCACUGACUGCUCAAUGAAAAGUUUGGUUGCCGUCGAAGCAACUUUGCUGAAGUAGCGCGCGACCCCUGCGGUUAGUGGCCCCCACUGUACAGAAUUUAAUAAAGCCCGCAGCAGCUCCCCCCCUCCCCCCUACUCGUACGUGUGCGGGGGUGUGCUGUCCGGACUGGGAUCACACGCAGCGCGACAAAAGCCGCCCGCAGCGCUUUUAUAUGCGCACAUAAUUCAAAAACACUGCAAAAGUUAAUGCCCAAAAGCGACGGCGCAAUGAUAACCAACAAUAAUUUGGAUUAUGAGAAGAGCUGCCUGACAGCGGCCACAGCAGCAGCAGCAGCAUCAGCAGCCGACGCUGCGGCAACAAUUGCCAGCAGCAAAAGCAACGGCAGCAACAGAAACGGCAGCGCCAGCAGCAGCAACAAUUCAUCGCCCACCGCCGACAACCAAAACAACUCCAAUUCGAAUUCGAGCUCGCAUUCGAUAACGAGUUCGCAUUUGAAUUCGAAUAACAGCCCCCAGAGCUCAUACUUUAAUCGGUUCGAUAAUCGCAUUGCCGCCAAUCUGGCAGCGGUCAUAACAGGCGCUCGUUUCCGCUCCUCCUCCUGCAACAGUCGCCAGCAGCAGCAGCAACAGCAGUCGCAAUCGCAGCAGCAGCAGCCACCCCACAGCCAGGCCCGGCAGGUGAACAACAGCUCGCGAUCCUCUUACCACUACCUGAGCGCAACGCGUGGCAGAUCGACAUUGAGCACAGCCACGCCCCCAUCGCCAGCCAGCCUGGGCAGGCGGCGACCAUUGCAUCUAUUCACCCAGGCGAAUCUCAACUGCAAUGAGAACGAGAAGGUGGCGCAAACGCCCAGCUCCGAUGAGGAUAACUCGCCCACAGAGCUGAACAAUUGCAAGCGCCUCACGGACAAGCCGCCGCUGGUUAAGCGCCUGACCAUGGGUCUGCUGCGCCACAACGAGGAGUCACGCCCGCUGGUGGCAAAUGUCACCCCGCUGAGUGCAGCUGCAUUGCUGAAAGGCGAGAACAGCCAGCCCAUCUACUCGAACGGUUACAUCAAUGAGGACUCGUACAUCGAUAGCAAAUUCGGAGACUCUUGCCGCCAAUCCCUGACAGCCAUACCCAUGCUGGACAAUGUCAACCUGAACGACAACAGCGAGUUCAAUCUGAAGAAGCGCUAUCUGCGCGAGACCAGCAGCGCCAACUCCAGUCCCAAGAUCUUUGCCAAUCGCCUGCGUGUUAACAAUGCAGCAGCCGCAGCAGCAGCAGCAGCCGCAGCGGCGACUCUGGCAGCGAAUCAGCGCAGCAGCAGCUUGGCGAACACACACAGCCACGAGCAGGAUGUGGAGGAGGAGUCGGAUACGGAGCUGAAGGAUGCCUGCUGGUAUCAGGCGGGCAUCUCGCGUGACAUCGCCAUCGAGGUGCUGCAGAGCAAGAGUCCCGGCGCAUUUCUGGUACGCAAGAGCAGCUCCAAGCCCGGCUGCUAUGCGCUGACAUUGCGCGUACCCUCGCCGCCAGGACCCAAGAUAGCCAACUAUAUAAUACUGCGCUCGCCACGAGGCUACAAGAUUAAGGGCUUUCGCAAGGAGUUCUCCAGCCUGAAGGCGCUGAUAACCCACCAUUCCGUAAUGCCGGAACUGCUGCCCGUGCCGCUGGCCAUGCCCAGGCCCACAAAUAUGUCCUCAUCGCGCCGCAAUCUGGACGACUUUGAUACCUACGAUUCGCUGCAGAUGCUGCUCAAGUAUCUGCGCGCCAAGAAUCUCGAAACGGAACAGUAGCCAGAGAGUUAUACUCAAGUCUAUACGGAACUCGGAUCUCAUACUAAUACAAUUCUAGCACAAGAUUGCAUUUAAGUAAGCAUGAAAAGCAAAAUAAUUUUGCCUAAAAAUAUUCUAUACCAAAAAUGUGAUACUCUAUGAAAAGAAAAAGGACACAAAGCACACACACACACACACUCAUACACACACAUUAAAUACACUACUCAACACGAAUAACUGCAAAUGAAACGCCUAGCUGAUAAAUGGUGAAAAUAAUUCUAGUUUAGUUUGCUUUUUUCUGCAAUAUGGAAAAGGAAUAUGGAAAGAAAAUGGAAAAGGCUAGGCAGAGUGAAAUUGAGAAAGACGCUAUCUAUUCUAGUUUCCCACCCUCCACUUCUAUA